AUGAGACAAGUCUUGUUGCUUUUUGUCUAUCUCUUUACAACUUCUUGUGGGGCUGGAGACUUCUGGGUUGUGUGGGGAGAACGCGCGUUCAAAAGGUGUAUGCAAAUUGACAAAAAGAAAGAGGAGUGCGAGGUGUUGCAAGACACUAUUGAAGAGCAACUAAUGGAGACGGCAUUUCCUCUUUUUCAGAAACUCGAUAAGAAGCCCGACGAUGUUGUUGCGAGGUCAUUACAAGUGCCAUAUUCUCUUGUCGGUCAAAGAGUCGUUGAUAAAUAUUUAAAUCUCCUCGUCACAGACAAAAUUGUUUCAGAAGAUGAGCUCUCUGGGAAAAUGUUUUGGGAAGUCACCAUGUUCAUUAUGGAUUGCAUUCAUGGUGAAGAGCCUCCUGUAUGGAAAAAAGUGAAAGAAGAUGCUUUUUGGCAAAGGCCUGAGGCUGCUAAAUAUUUGAAAUCGAUUGGCGUCGAUCUUGCAACUGUCCCCACUGAAGAGAAGAAAGAAACUGUAUUGAAAGAAGAUGACAAGAAGAAAGAAGAAGACAAUGAAUGGGCGGAGUUUGAUCAAUUUAAAACAGAUUUAUAA
Molecule: messenger RNA, 579 nt
Organism: Entamoeba invadens IP1
Lineage: Eukaryota; Evosea; Mastigamoebida; Endamoebidae
Exons: 1
Coding region: 1-579 (192 amino acids)
Source: RefSeq, a predicted model, not a curated record